Micromonas commoda is the source of this 2820-nucleotide messenger RNA. Its product is annotated as acetyltransferase-like/FAD linked oxidase. Gene Ontology annotation, molecular function: acyltransferase activity, transferring groups other than amino-acyl groups; FAD binding; D-lactate dehydrogenase (cytochrome) activity. Lineage: Eukaryota; Viridiplantae; Chlorophyta; Mamiellophyceae; Mamiellales; Mamiellaceae. The coding region runs from base 1 to 2820 and encodes 939 amino acids. Gene Ontology annotation, cellular component: mitochondrion. The transcript has a single exon. The record is from RefSeq and is a predicted model, not a curated record. Gene Ontology annotation, biological process: biosynthetic process; lactate catabolic process.
AUGGGCGGCAAGGCGAAUGAGCACGAUGGCGGCGACCACAUGAAAGACGCGGGGAUCGGCCUCCCUGCCACCGGCGCCAGCGUCGUCACGUUCCCGUCCUUCACGCUCGACUGCGGCGAGACCUUGCGCGACGUGCAAGUCGCGUACUCAACCUACGGAGCGCUCUGCGCGUCGAGGGACAACGGGGUCGUCGUCGGGCACUCGCUCACGUCCAACAGCGUGGUGCACGAGUGGUGGGGGGAGAUGAUGGGCGACGGCGACCGGUUCGCCAUAGACGUCGCCGCGGAUUUCGUGGUGUGCGUCAACUACCUCGGGUCCCCCUACGGCACCACGUCCCCCGUGGUUCGCGAUCCGCGUAAAUCGGACGGCGGGUGGUACGGACCCGACUUUCCCUCACCGUGCACCAUACGCGAUAACGUCAGAUUGCAGCGGAUGCUGUUGGACCACCUGGGCGUGCGGCGCCUCAAGAUGGCGAUAGGGGGCAGCAUGGGGUGCAUGCUGGCGCUGGAGUGGGGCGCCACCUAUCCGGAAUACGUGGACUCCCUUUGCCUCAUCGCGGGAUGCGGCAGGCACCCGGACUGGGCCAUCGGCAUAGGCGAGGUCGAGCGGUUCGCGGUCAUGGCGGGCGAGGGAUGGAACGGCGGGGACUACGAUCCGAGCGAUCCUCCCAAAGGAGGCCUGGCCGCGGCGAGGAUGACCGCCAUGCUGACCUAUCGCGCGCCCCGAUCCAUCGACGAACGAUUCAACCGAGACCUCGCCGGAGGAGACGUUCGGAGGAGACCGAGCGCGGAGGACGAGAUCGCGGUGCGUACGCACAAGAACCCCGCCGCGGUCGCGUCCCUCCCCUUCUACGACGUCGAGAACUACCUGCGGUACCAGGGGAAAAAGUUCACCCGCCGCUUCGACCCCAACUGUUACGUUCAGCUCACGCUGACGUUGGACACCCACGACGUAUCCGCGGGCCGGGGCGCCUACCACGACGUCCUCGCGUCCCUCACACACAAGACGAUGGUCGUGGGCAUCACCAGCGAUGUGCUGUACCCGUACCACCUGCAGGAGGAGCUGGUGAGGCACAUGCCCAACGCGGAGAUGUACACGAUCGAUUCCCCCCACGGGCACGACGCCUUUCUCCUGGAGAUUGACGGACUCAACGCCGCCAUCGCCGACUGGCGACGAAGGACCCGACCAAAGAGUGUCGAAGCCGGGCGCGGUGACGACGCGCUCCACCGCGAGCUCGGCGCGGCGGAGACUUGGGACUUCCUCGAGGUUUGCCCGCCGGUGACUCAACCGUACGGAGUCGUGGAUGCCAAAUUCGUCGCCGACGUCCGAGCCCUUCUUUCGCUCUCAUCGAAGGGCGAAUCAAUCGACGCGAAUCGAGAGGGGCCAAGCGCGAACGGGCAUCCAUCGUCUCGCGUGCUUCGAGGCGCGGAGGCGGUCGGGGAGUACGCCGGGGACAUGGGCCACCACGCGCGACACCCGCCGGACCUGGUGGUGCUCCCGACGACCACCGAGGAGGUCGCGGCUGUCGUCCGGUUGUGCUACGUGCGAAGGGUGCCGAUCGUCCCGAGGGGCGCCGGGACCGGGCUCGAGGGCGGGUGCGUCGCGUACCGGGGCGGCGUCGUGAUCGACACGUGCCUGAUGAAGCGCAUCUCGUGCGUGGACGGGGAACAGCUCGCGGUGGUGGGCGCCGGGGUGCUGAAGAACGAGCUGAACAAGUUUCUCGAACCCCUCGGCUUGAUCUUCGGCCCUGAUCCGUCGUCGAACCCCUCCAUCGGCGGUAUGGCCAGCACCGGCGGCAGCGGCAUGAGCACGCUCAAGUACGGCACCAGCAAGGAGAACGUCCGGUCCAUGACCGUCGUCACCCCAACCGGGCGCGUGAUUCGAACCAGGCAACCGGUGCGCAAGUCCAGCACGGGUUACGAGCUCAACUCGCUGUACUUGGGCGCGGAGGGAACGUUAGGGGUCAUCACCGAGCUCGUCGUCAGGUUAUUCCCGCGGCCGAAGGUUCGGUGCGGCGCCGUCGUCGUGUUCCCGGACGUACGCGCCGCGGCGACGACGGUGGUGGACGCGGUGCGAGCUAACUUAGGCACCCUGCUCAGGUGCGAGCUCAUGAACGACGAGGGAAUCAAGGUGACUAACGUCGUGUUCAAGACGCAACUGGCGACUGCGCCGACGCUGUUCCUCGAGUUUGUUGGGAACACGCGUGAGGGCGCGGAGGGGGACUGGCGAGUGAUGCUCGGGAUGGCGCAAAAAAACGGCGCCAAGACGUGGCGGUUCGCCGCUUCGGGUGAGGAGUUGGACGAGCUGUGGGACGCCCGCCGGGGGUGUUACCUUGGCGCGAUGAGGUACCGCGGUUUGAUGGCGGGGGAUCCGCGACGGAAGGAGUCCGUGUACGUCGGCGACGUGUGCGUGCCGACGUCGAGGCUGGCGGAGUGCGUGGCGUUGACAGAGGCUGACUUCAAAGCGGCGGGUUUCCCGUGCGUGAUGUGCGCUCACAUCAGCGACGGUAACUUUCACUGCCUGAUACCCUACGCUCCCGAGGAGGAGGAGAGGUUGAUGGCCCUCAACGACAAGGUGAUCGCGCGCGCGAUCGGCAUGGGAGGCGCCGCGUCCGGCGAGCACGGCGUGGGUAUCGGCAAGAUCAAGCACGUGUGCUGGGAGCACGGCCCGUUCCACGUGGACUGCCAGCGUCGAUUGAAGCGAGCGCUGGACCCGCGAAUGAUCAUGAACCCCGGUAAGAUAUUCACGCCGGAGCAGAGCGAGGAGGAGAGACGGGCCCGUCACAGGCACAUGGGCGGCCCGUCGACGAGUAAACUCUGA